AUGAACGAUACGGAGGAUAUUUCCAAUCAAAACAGCUGGGAGUGCUGUUUAGAGGUUUCUCUUUCUUCAUCCUGGCUGCGUGAGCCUCUUCAUCAGACUUUGCGCUAUGCCUAUCCUUUGCCGAUUCAGCGGAUCGUCAUCCCGCUUAUUUCCCGCGCGUUAUUGAGCGGGGUCCCGAUGGAUGUCAGCCUGACAGCUCCAACAGGAAGUGGAAAGACGCUUUGUUAUCUUUUGCCGAUGCUCCAGCUUAUUUCCGAAGAAAAAAGGAGAAAUACAGACAAUGUGCAGCUUCGUGGGAUUAUUCUGGUCCCGACGAGGGCGCUCGGCCAACAGGUCUUUCGUGAGAUUGUGCGCCUCACACGACAUACCACGAUACACGUUGCCACUUUAUGCGGUGGAAACGACGAAAAUGAAAGUGGAGGAGUGGAGAAGGAGAUGCUCGCGCGAUGUGUUCGGAAAGACGAGCACUAUUAUGUUGGUGAUAAUAAUAAUGAUGAUGAUUCUUGUUGCUUUGAUGGGGAGAAGACUCUCACUAACACCUUCGUCACGCCGUCUUCAGGGGGAGAAAGGGAAGGUGUUGGGAAGCGUGACCGUUGCUCUGAACUAUUUUAUGAUAGUUUUUCACUUGUGGAUAUUCUAGUUUCGACUCCACAGCGGCUGCUUUAUCAUCUUGACGCGACGUCAGGGCUUUCCUUGGCUUCACUUCGCCUUCUCGUUGUGGACGAGGCUGAUCAAGUGUUGGAAGGGAGCUUUGCGAAUCUUGUCGUGAAGGUGGUUGAGCGUUUUGAGGAGGAGGUCCAUGCUCGGGCGGUUCAAGAGGAGGAAGAAAACAAUCGAUCUCGUUUAGCUCUCCCUGUCGACCCCGCGAAAGGGGGGGAUGCGUUCUUGAAGUAUCUUUCCUUUUCCGCACAUCAUAUUCUGCGUAAAACGGAUUUCUCGCCGACCUUGCAUAAGGUGCUGUGCUCAGCAACCCUAUCCCCCCGCAUCGCGCGCAUCUCCCAGGUGCAUCUUCGCAAUUGCCAAUACUUCAUCCUCAACACGCACGGCGAGGAUCUGGGUCACAGUGGGGCGGUCCCCGCCUCGGCGCCCCCGGCGCUCGCGUCCUCCGCGUCGUCAGUGCGGGCGGUUUUUGCCCUCCCCCCCGCCCUGCAGACCCACGUCGUCUUUGUCGAGGAGGCCUACCGCCAUGCCGUCUUGCUGAAGCUCAUCACCGCCUUGGUCAGCCGUCUGGAGGCGCGACAGCGGCGUCGGGAGGCCGGCUUCGACCCCCCCGAAGCCCCCACCGCCGAAGGGACAACAGAAGAAACGGAGGGAGAGGAGGGGGGGGGUACCCCGUGCUGUCACAACGCGCCGGGAGUGGGAUUUUGGUCUUCUGCAGCUCCCCCGAGGAGGCGCGGGUGA
Molecule: messenger RNA, 1401 nt
Organism: Phytomonas sp. Hart1
Lineage: Eukaryota; Euglenozoa; Kinetoplastea; Trypanosomatida; Trypanosomatidae
Source: the annotation of a GenBank genome assembly